GCGCCCUCCCCUCGCCGGUGGUUGCGAGUUGCAUUUGGUAAAACCCAGCCCCGGAAUAUAUAGAUCAUUGGAGCGCAAUGAAGUAGCCUUUGGAGAGGCGGGAGGGGGCCCGUCCGACAGCCACAGCGGCCAGCGCAGCGGCAGCGGCAGCGGCGGCGGCACCACCAUCACCGCUCGCACCCCAGCCGCCCGGCCCGCGAGGAGGCAGCAGCGGCGGCCGCCGGCGGGAGUGGAGGCGGCGGCGGAGAGGCGAGGAGGAACAGCAGGAGGAGCCGGAGCGCGCAGCCGGCGGGUCCACGCAUCUCCGCACUUCCAGAGCAACUCCGGCGUCUUCCAUACCCUUGCCCGGGGCUGGGGGGCUCCGAGAGCCGCCGCGAAGCCAACCCGAUCCCUGCUCCCGAGCGCUGCCCAGCCCUGCCCUGAGCCUCCCGGGCUCCGCUCCGCUUCGCGGGGUCCCCGCUCCUGCGCCCCGGGCGCGCCUCCCGGACACCCCGGUCCCCGUAGGCAGGACAAAGCCAUGAAGCCGGCGCUGUUGGAAGUGAUGAGGAUGAACAGAAUUUGCCGGAUGGUGCUGGCCACUUGCUUGGGAUCCUUUAUCCUGGUCAUCUUCUAUUUCCAAAUCAUGCGGAGGAACCCCUUUGGUGUGGACAUUUGCUGCCGGAAGGGGUCUCGAAGCCCCCUGCAGGAACUCUACAACCCGACUCAGCUGGAGCUCUCCAACACCGCGGUGCUGCACCAGAUGCGGCGGGACCAGGUCACGGACACGUGCCGGGCCAGCAGCGCCAUGAGCCGCAAGCGGCGGGUGCUGACCCCAAACGACCUGAAGCACCUGGUGGUGGAUGAGGACCACGAGCUCAUCUACUGCUACGUGCCCAAGGUGGCCUGCACCAACUGGAAGCGGCUCAUGAUGGUCCUGACCGGGCGGGGGAAGUACAGCGACCCCAUGGAGAUCCCGGCCAACGAGGCGCACGUCUCCGCCAACCUGAAGACCCUGAACCAGUACAGCAUCCCAGAAAUCAACCACCGCUUGAAAAGCUACAUGAAGUUCCUGUUCGUUCGCGAGCCCUUCGAGAGGCUGGUGUCGGCCUACCGCAACAAGUUCACCCAGAAGUACAACACCUCCUUCCACAAGCGCUACGGCACCAAGAUCAUCAAGCGCCAGCGGAAGAACGCCACCCAGGAGGCCCUGCGCAAAGGGGACGAUGUCAAGUUUGAGGAGUUCGUGGCCUAUCUCAUCGACCCGCACACCCAGCGCGAGGAGCCCUUCAACGAACACUGGCAAACCGUCUACUCGCUCUGCCACCCGUGCCACAUCCACUACGACCUCGUGGGCAAGUACGAGACGCUGGAGGAGGAUUCUAAUUACGUGCUGCAGCUGGCAGGAGUGGGCAGCUACCUGAAGUUCCCCACCUAUGCCAAAUCCACGAGAACUACUGAUGAAAUGACCACAGAGUUCUUCCAGAACAUCAGCUCAGAGCACCAAACGCAGCUGUACGAAGUCUACAAACUCGAUUUUUUAAUGUUCAAUUACUCAGUGCCAAGCUACCUGAAAUUGGAAUAAGGGGGGGUGGGGGGUGGGGAGAGGGAGAGAAUCAUGCUUUUUAAUUUAAGAUUUUUAUUUGUCAAAAGAAUUAUAUGGAUAUUGGGUUAUUUUGUAAAUUAAUGUUUCUUCGGGGAUGAUGCUGCGAGCAGCAUAGUGAGAAUUAUUUAAAAAUCCUUAGUAGGGAAGGACAGCUGUCUUUGCAGGGGAAUAGAGUGGGUGUCCUUGUGUGUAGACAUGAAUACUGCAACACUGUCUCAAAAGGUUUCCUUGUGUUCUGGUGAAUUCCAUGAAUUGUGCAUUCCAUAAAUUCUAAUUAAUAUUAUUUAUAGUUAUUUAAACAUGGUCUUUGUAUAGAUUUCUUUUGGGGGUAACAAGAUGGUAAGGUCUUUGCAGGAGAAAUCUAUGUUUCAUUCUGUGCUUGCGAUAGCUCAUUUGGGGUCAUGAAUGUUCUCACUCACCGCUCAUAGAGUCACUGUGUAUUGUGUAUUGAUGCCACCAUUCUUGAAAUUCCAUUAGAAAUAAAUAGAAAGGAAGCACCUUUGAAAGGGACUAAAUUCCAAACCGAUUUUCAAUCAACCCAAAAGUCCCUUGCAUUAAAGAUAUGUGAUUUUUUUUUUUAACCCAAGGAGAGAGCUGAUGGUAGCUUUUUUUUUUUUUUUCACCAGAAUUAGUAGUCUGAUAGAAUAGGCUUUUCUAAAGAAAUUUUUAACUGGCAGUGCCAGUUGCGAUAAACGUGAAGUGGCUGUUGCUUUAUAGUCAACAAGUAUUUAUUGAGCAACAACUACAUGCUAGGCCUCAUUCUAGGCCCUGCAGGUAGAGCAUUGAACAAAACCAAUAGUCUCAAGCCCUCAGGAAGCUUUACAUGGACACAAGAGUAUCCAGCUUGACAAUUAGCAAACCCCCAAUAUUUUGCAUGUAACAUGAGGUUUGGACUGUUCAUAAGCAGGAAGUCCAUGACCCCUACAAAUUUGGAUUUUUCUAUGGCCCCAAUUUGAAAACCACAUGCUUGGAGCAUGCCACUUAACUUGGUGAGUAAUCCAAGCUCAGUGCCCAGCACAGGAGAUGACAAAAAUGUUUGCUACCGUGUGCCCACUCCAAUUUAUUGGUAGUGUCUGCCUUUGAGCCCCAGAACAAAUUUACCAGCCACAGCAUAGAACAGUGCUGUGAUUGAUUAGUAAUGUCUGCUUUGGGUGAGGAAAGGAAAACUUGAGCUGAGUCCAGUGCCGCCUCCUGUCAUCUCUAGCCCAGCAGCCACGUCUCCGUCUCCAUGUACAAGUGUUACUUUCUACUCUUGCUACGUAGAAGAGUGAAAUCCUGGGGCAGGAUUUCUACACUCGGGGAUUUACAAUGGACUGGUGUUUCUAUCCCUCGUGUAGGUCAGAGGUGGACUAUUGGUACAGACAUGCACAUGUGUACCCCCUCCCAAGUCCUCCCAAGGCUAAGAGCAUCAGCUCCUUUGUGACCACCGUGCAUGAGCAGCAAGGACAGCCUUCUGUGAUGAUAAUCCAGUCCCCUUUUCCUCCGCAAGGCUGAAAACAUUCACUUCCUGUUCUAAUGAACACUUGCACACGCGUCUCAUUUCCAACCAUUUUCGAUGCCUCGGUUGAAGUUUGAGCCACAUCCCUCUUACAGCUAGUGAAUGAGUUGGUAGCAGAUACUGUAUAUAAUUAAUAAUAAUAAUAAUAAUAAUAGUUCUAAUAAUAG
Hipposideros armiger (great roundleaf bat) is the source of this 3247-nucleotide messenger RNA. It is a transcript of the gene CHST11, whose product is annotated as carbohydrate sulfotransferase 11. Gene Ontology annotation, cellular component: membrane. Bases 518 to 1561 code for a protein of 347 amino acids. Gene Ontology annotation, biological process: carbohydrate biosynthetic process; proteoglycan biosynthetic process. Gene Ontology annotation, molecular function: sulfotransferase activity. The record is from RefSeq and is a predicted model, not a curated record. The transcript is spliced from 3 exons. Lineage: Eukaryota; Metazoa; Chordata; Mammalia; Chiroptera; Hipposideridae.